Dermacentor andersoni is the source of this 9662-nucleotide messenger RNA. Its product is annotated as protein APCDD1-like. Gene Ontology annotation, biological process: negative regulation of Wnt signaling pathway. The record is from RefSeq and is a predicted model, not a curated record. NCBI's taxonomy places the organism in Eukaryota, Metazoa, Arthropoda, Arachnida, Ixodida, Ixodidae. Gene Ontology annotation, cellular component: plasma membrane. Gene Ontology annotation, molecular function: Wnt-protein binding.
GGCGAGCGCCGAGACGACACGCGGUCGGCGGUCGGCUGGCCCUCGCACCACACGCUCAGCGAGCCAGCACGUGGCCGACUGGCGCGCGGCGGCGGCGCUCUCUGGCCGCCCAUGCGCAGGCUCUGCAGGGACCACCGGGCACGCGGGAGGCGAGAGGCCUGAGCUCGGACCGACCAUGCUGCUGCUGCUGCUCCUCAUCGUCGGCGCCUGCGUCUCAGGUGUCCCGGGCCGCGCGUUCGUCAAGGACGUGGACAGCAGCGCCCGCUGCUCGCGUUGGGCCAGGAACCUCGCUCGCAACUGGCACGCCGAAACCUCGCCCUCUGAGCCCGACUUGAGCGGCACCUGGGUCUCGCAACGGUGCGAAGUGCGCUCGGGACCUGAGUUCGUCCUACGAAAGUACCACUUCUUCGACGACUCGAAGUUCCACAUGGUACAGUUCUUCUACCUGGACAACUCGUGCACGGUGCCGGCGUACGCACUGGACGGCUGGGGGCGGCUCGACCUGUCCAGCCUGUCGUGGGUGGUGCCCGGUGCGACCGAGGCCGAGGCUUCCCUGUCACAUCUCAACGUAAUCGCCUACACCGCCGAGGUGGCCGACCGGCUCAGCAGGGCAGUCAACAGGUCAUGCCCUGGAGAAGUUAAGCGGCCCUGGGAGACACACCUAAAGUAUCGCCUCGUCAGCUUUGUGGAAGGCCGAACUGCGGACAAGCCGCUUGUUGAAGACUUCGUUUGCACGGGAGGCCUACAGUUCACUCUCAACGAGCUGCAACUGAUCCGGGUCGUGCACCAAGGUCCUCUGCCGUACCGGCGUCAGUCCGAUACACCUGCAGCUGAGCUGUACCUGGGCGACAUCCACAGCGACGUGCGCAAGCGGCUCUCGUACCGGCCCACCUCGUACCAGCUGCCGCUGCUCGAAGCAAGCGCGGCCGGCUGCCACGUGUGCCACCUCGUGGCCAAGGGGGCGGAGCUGUCGCCGCCGCAGCUACCGCCCAAGCCCAAGCUGCCCGCGCACCUGAGCGGCGAGUGGAUCAGCCUACGCUGCGAAGUGCAGCCGCUGGGACUGUUCCUGGCGCGUCGGCUUCUGUUCCAGCCAGGGAACCAUUCGUGGAGCGGCUGGUUCCAAUACUACCGAGAUCCCAACUGCAAACAGCACUGGUUCCUGCUCAGCCGCCAGGGCACCUACGAGAUCGUGGGGCCUUCGCAGCUGCUCCGCGGCGCCACCAACGUGAACCUGCGCACGCUGUCGGCCCAGAUCACGCCUCAGCACCGCGGCAUCGUCACCAACCUCAAUUCGGCGGCGGACGAAGGCCGCUGCGGUUCCCGCUGGUCGCUGCGCCGGACGCAAGACGUGACGGUCACGGGCGGCUGCCACCUGCUGGGCGUAUCGGUGCCCAGCACGGCCUACGAGGUCGUGCACAACGAGAUCGACGCCAACUCGCUCCUCUUCCUGGGCCACGCCGACACGGACGGCGAGGUGUCGCGGCCCGACCGGCGCGCCACGGCCUACGAGGCCCCGCUGGUGCAGUGCCGCACACUGCCGGAGCCCAGCAACGAGCUGGCCGGCCGGCCGCUGGCGCUCAUCUCCGGAGGGGCCGCCGUCAAGCCGCUGCUUCUCGCGAUGCUCUUGCAGCUGGGCGCGGCGGCCGGCGCACAGGACUGACCGGCGGGCGGCCAUGCGACCGGCGGGGCGACGGACGUUUCUCGGGCGCGCGCGCUCCGCCGGCCCGAGUGGUGGCGAGGGAGCCCCCUGAACGAGGCCGUCGUUGGUGAAAGGACCGGAGGUGCAGACGGGUCGAAGGCUUUAUCCUCGCAUUGAGCACUGAGCCAGUACAAUGUUUGGAAUCGUAGAGCGACUCUCGGCCGCGCGACGAGUGCUCGCACCUCCGUGUUCCCGCCUGUCUCCACCGUGUCCCGUCGACGAGUAAAACACCCGCGCCAAAGGAAAAAAAAAAGAAACAGGGCAAACAGCAAAUGAGUACAGUUGUCAUGUGCUUGGAUGUCGUUCAUGGAUGCGAAUGCACUGCCACUUGAUGUCCGUAAUUUACUCUUACGAGCGCCGUACGUUCUUGCUGUGCUGAGGGCUUGGAUCGUGCCCGCUUGGCAGGUUCGCGUGGCCCUCCCAAAGUCACGCGCUUCCCCUCAGAGCACCGGCCCCUCCAGGAGUGCAGGAUGCGCGCGUGCUUCCGCUCUUGCUGUCCGCUAUGGGAGCAUGAAACCACGGCUGCAAAUCACCCACAGUUAAAGCUCGGUGCUCGAGACAUGUAUUAACACGUCACACAGUCUUCAACGAGAGAUUUGUGUCUAUACAUGCCUACUUUUAUUGACAAUCAUGAAACACAUUUUAGUAAACUAUGAAACAAAUUCAAUUAAACUUCUUUUAAAGGAAGAAAAAUUACGCAGUCAUUAUUUUACAACAUGAGGUUCCAUUGCACCUGGACGACAGAAAAAGAAAUCGCGCCAAUAAUAGCCAAAAUCGGAAACCAUGCGGUUGCUCAUGUCUUCAGAAAAGGAAAUUGUAUUUCGUUGAUCAAGUUAUCAGAGCGCGCUGCUCAUUCCUGUUAUUUGGAGAAAGAAGCACGUCGACGAGAAGAGACAUGAUGGUUUGAUGCCGAAAAAGUAUAAUCCUUAAUGCAUAUCUCAAUUCGAAUACAAUGUUGCACACUUGCAAGAAGAAAUGACCAAAUUGCUCCGCUUUUUAAGCAAGUCAUAUUUCGGUAACGAGCUAUCUGUAACCUGCAAGAUGCGUUUAAAUGCAAACGUGGCAACUUGCAGGGUAGAGCUCUGUAGCUACUUAACAGAAUAAGUGAAGACAGGUAUAGGUGGUCAACAAAUGGCACAAGAGUAGCAGCCUCAAGCGCGACCACAAGCUAAAGCUUGUCAGCUUACAAUGAGAUGACUCUCUGGUGUCCAGACGCCAUCCUUAAUGCGUGCAAACUUUCGUGUCUCCCACCUUGGAACAUACCAACGCCAUUGCCUCGUUGUUCACCUUACUCUUUUGCCAACCAUAAUUCCUUGCAGUCAUUUUCUAUCCAUUUGGAGCACCGUACUACUAUUGCGUGAGCCCAGACAGGUACCUUUCACUAAGAUCUUGAGCCACAGUACUUUAUUUUUUUAAGUUGGUGUAGUUAAAGCAAGGGAGCCGUUUAGCGUGGCUUUCUUCGCCAUUUUAUCACUUUCAACGGCACAAAGGCAAAAGAAUAAAAAGUAAACAUCGCGCGACAGCCAUUUCGCCCAGCAGUUGUGUGCAAGGUCCGUGCAGAACUGCUGCACUCUGAUAACACUCCGUUACGUUGGCUGAAAUUUAUAUGCAACCAAUGUAACACAAGCCUGACCAUUGGGAAGUCGUUUCAUCAUUUAGGAUAAAUGACUGGUGUUCCUCUUCUCCCAUGUGUGCAACCCUGUUCUCAGUGCACACGCCAGAGAUGCACAAACAAGGUGUUUCAAGUAACUAGAACCGAUCAUUUUAAAAAGAAAAUUGAUGCGUCGAAGACAAGUUUGACUAACGACCCACUGUUCGCAGCUCUCUUGAGUUACUCAGAAUAUUUCGAGAUCAAUUACGCACAUAUUUUUUUUUCGAUUUUGUACAAAAGCUGUAUUUGAGAAACUUAAAAGACCGCUUUCUGAAUCAUCCAAUAUAGUUGUUUUCAUGAAGUUAUCGUUUACAUAUUCUUUUUUUCUUUUUUUGUAUGCGAAGAAAAUCUGCGAUGUACCAAGGAGGGACUUCACAACAAGUUUGCAUGUCAUGAAUGUAAUGGUCUCAACAGUUUACUCUCAAGGAACAAAACGCGCAUGCAGACUCGAAGGAAAUGGUCGGUCCCAGCAUUCAGCGUACGCCAGAGAGCGAAGUUAGCAGCUUGGUUACGAACGAAAGCCUUCACGGUCGCAAGUAAAACGAUAUUGGUCGGCGCCGAAAGCGAAUCAAACACUUCUAUACUUUUGAGUUGCUGCGAACAUGUGUGCAAUCCAGGCGCGCAAAGACGUAGUGACGUCAUUUGUUAUUUUUUAUCCACAACAUAAUAUUAAAAAAUCUUAUUUAAUUGGCCUGAACCACAUUCAUCUAAUUAAGCGCGCUACAAUAAUUAUUCCGGAUAGCUCAAGACGACUACGAACAAUAUGGCAUUUGUCACACCUGCAUUUUUAUUUGUGCCAGUCAAUACUUUCAUUGCUUCACGGAAGCAGGCAGCCAGAGAUAGAAAAAAAAAUAAAGAAAAUGAAACUUGUGUUUAACAAAACGUUCAUAUGCGAGGUUUACUAGAAUAAAAAACUAAUCUUUUACACUAAGACACAUGAACCCACAAAGAUUACGAGCUCUGAUACUGCAACAUGCGGGAAACGUGAAUAGCUGCAACUCGCCAUGAGAGUGCACAUUUGUGGGAUGGCAUAGGUCGCAAGCGAAAUCCAAAACAUGGAAGACGUUAGAAACGUCCAGCAGCCAGCCGAUGAAACUAACACUGAACGGCCGUUAAGCGAACGUGAAAGCACGUCCUCGACUCCAGCAACGUUCAGCGUGCGAGCAUGUGAUAUCCGUAAACCUUGCCUUACACCAUUUAACUUUGCAGGGUUGCGGUAGCGAGCGCGGUUCUGCAUCUCCUGGUGCGUCCUCUUGUCAAGCACGAGUAUCAGGUGUACAUAUUUGACAGCCUUCGCUGCCAAUGAGCCGCGAACCUCUGAUUGCGAGCUACGCCGAUUCCGUCGGUCGAACGUAAGACGCCAAGCCCAAAGUAUACAUAGAACGUGCCCGCAGGAUGCUGGCCAGCUAGCCCCGUUUAUUUAGCCUGUACAAAAUGUAGUGGGCCAGUUCAACAUCGCGUCGUAUAGUCUACAGGUGCUUGGCACAUAUACGCCAGCCUGUCACGAACCCAGAGCCCACCUGCAGCUUAAGGUGCGUCUCGUGCCUAGAAGGCGUACGAAGAGCUUUCGUUCACGUGGGCGUUUCGAUGUCCAGCUCAAAGUAUACCGCUAGGAUCGCGAGCAACGUGCAUCAGCCUAGGGAAAUGCUUGUAUGUUGUGUGCGUAGAGAAUGUACUCAGUAGCAAAUCGACAACCUUCAUAUCAGUAGUGUGUAGCAAGCUUUGUAACAACUGCAGGCCAACGCGGUUGUAGUGAGUGUUAUGUUGUUUGGCUUGCUUGAGAGACAGACUGAGUGUGAAGAAAAUGCGAGCGAUUUGGCUGAUUUGGCGACAAGCUAUUAGGCGUGUGUUCGUGCGUCCUUUUGUGCCCAUGUGUUGACCCCCUUCGUAGGAAAGCUGUGUAAGGCCCAGCGAGGCCCGCUCUGCUGUGGGACGUAUUGUUUGCGUUGGGUCCGAAAUCUGUGCGCUCGCUCCUUGCAAAGCGGCAUCUUUGAGCACAGGGAGUUCGCACAGCGCGAACCUGCAGCCCUCUUCGUGUCUUUCCUUUUCUUUUAACACGAAAACCAGGUGCCCCUGUUUUCCUCUUGUUCAUGUUUCUUUUUUUUUUUUUUCGCUGACUCGAUAACCUUCCUGUGUAGUUAGAACGCUUGCUUUAUAGGGCCUUUUAGAAUGCAAUUGUUGCUAGCAUUUCGCUUGGACUUAAAGAACACUGUAUUUUGAAGCCUGACGAAACGUAUGACGAAAUUCAUACCUCUUUCGUCACCACUAUAUAUAUAUAUAUAUGUAUUUUUUUUUAGUCACUCAGCAAAGAUUGUAAGCACCUUGUUAUUCGUAUCAGUUGGUGCUGUGUUCCUGCUUUCUGUGUCACGACAUGCAUGACUUCAUUUUGUGCCCUCCAUCGCAAGUAUUUCGAAUGAAGCGGGACUGUGAGUUGUGCUAGUUGGCAAGCGUUCGUGUCGAGAAAACAAACUGCGCAACGGUUAACGAUUCGGACAGAAGGGGGACGAAGAAGCACGAUAACUAUCUGUGCCUCUUCUUGUUAGGCGUGGCAGUGUUUCUUUUCUUUUUUCACGAAGACAAAGAAUGUGAAAGACAUAAGAUGGACUCUCUGUUUGAAUGCUAACAUACAAGAGCGUUGCUCAUUAAAUGGCCCCUAAACCUCAUCAAGUAAAAUAUCUGUUAUUAACGUAGUUGCUAACGCCUGUUCAAUUAAAAUUCUCCCGAAUCUUUUUCUUCCCAUUGCAGAGUUACAGUCGUUCGCCGCAAUAAAACUGCACUGCGCUCAACAUCCGCGCCCUCCCGCUAACGUUCAUCCUAAGCUCGCCGUGCGCUUACAUUCGGAAAACUGCCGAAGAAAAAGAGGGAGAGAGAAAUAAUAAAAAAAAAGUUUAAUGUUUUUUUUUUUUCUUUCGCAGAGCUUCGACGCAAGCAGGAACCACGCGACUUCGGUCGCAGCUGUGCGUGACGGCAGCGUUUCUUGUAUUUUGCCAUUUCGUUUUGUUUCGUGGCGCGCCUUUCACUACGACGGUUUCGUGUGCUGUGCGUCCAUUCGCAGCGAACUUGAAGUUAAACGUCACGGCAUCAGCUCUGACAUCACCACUAGCGACCAAUGAGAUCGGCACCGCUGCUGGACAGCGCGCGCAAUCUAAUUUUUCAAUUUACGAGCACGCCGCCAUGCUUAGAGAACUGUAUAUGUGCUCCGCCGUCUGCUCUUCUUUCGUCCAAAAGCCCAGAAGUGUUAAGGGGUCCUUUAAUGUUUUCAUGAGCAGUCGACAUAUCCGUUAGUUUACAAAGUCCCUCGUAGUUCUUGAAGCGUUUACUAUACAAUGCUUCCUUCCUUUCUGAAAAACAAAAAUUCGUUAUUUGCAAGCCGGACGAGCAGUUUCCUGCCUGUAUACGGUUAAACAAGCAUAUAGUAGAAAUUAUAGUUUGGUAAGUUGUAAGCCGGCAUAAAGUAACGACGCUUCCCGCUCGAUUAUAUCUGAGUGCUAUCAUUCGACCGUAACCGCGGUUAAACUUAACCGUGGUUAACUCGCUCAACCGUGGUUAACGCGAACCGUAGUCCGCCAGAGUUACACGGGCUAUCCCGAUCACGGUUAAUGGUCUGAUGACGCGUCACGUGAUCUCUUGCGUACAGGCUUAAUUUUGAAUGAUUUUUCUUCGACAUUUGAUUACAGUGGUAUAAAGAUGAUUUUUUCAGCAAAGCAAUUGUCCUAUUUGAGAGUUUUAACGUGUAAGACUGCGUUUUGCACGUGUGGGUUAGUAUUUAGCCUAAUUUGGGGAAUAAUCUGCAAAGACUGGUCGCAGUCGGUCGUAGAGUUGGUUUUACGGCCGACAAAAUCCGCCAUUUUGAGUUUCCGAAACGUCGAUUACGCAAAACCGAGGUUGCCAAGCUCGGUUGGUGGUCAACUGUGGUUAGCGGCCUAACCGCAGUUUCGCCUGCCGUUAACGGCGGUUAAGGUCGCCCGUGUAACAGGUGUAUUAGCCGCUAGUGAGUGGCAGUGGUUAACCGUGUCGUGAGGCUUCGUUGCUUUUGCAGACAGAACUGGUGUCCCUAGAGUUGAUUAAUCAUGACUGCGAUGAGUGAGGUGCUAACAGAUUUGUAACUUUCUAUAUGCGUUCCUUCUGAUAUUUGCGACAGGCUUCUAUACAUCUAGAAUGACUCUUUCUUUUCUGACUGAAGAUAUUAUUAUUAUUAUUAUUAUUAUUAUUAUUAUUAUUAUUAUUAUUAUUAUUAUUGAUUACAUAUAUGUAUAGCAGUGCCUCUUAGGAGGAAGAGUGGCCACCGUGACAUAAAAGUCCCGGUUGCCCCUCUCAAUAUGCGUGAAUAGCGACGCCUGGUGUCCCCACUGACCCCAUCCCCCCCCCCCCCUUUUUAUUCUUAAUCCCGUACUUCGGUAGAAAAGGAGCGUUCAUAUCGAUACUGAUAAUCACCUAUGUUCCAGGCUUCAAGCUUGUGUCCGCCGGUGGUUCCCGAGGCAUCACGUAACUUAGCGUUGUCCGCACUCUCACAUUUAAGCUCGUCUGUGCUGCGGGUGGGCAGACAAGCGCUCAUCCGCACGUCUGUCCACGUCUGACCACGCUUGCACAUUUGGUGUCGUGUUUUGGGAAAGUGUGUCGUGACUUGUGUUGUCCAUGACUCGUUGGUCAGUCAUGCGCAUAUUCUGAGAAAAGUGUGUUGAUGUUGGUGGAGCGAUGUGACAUGUGUCGUGAACGUAAAAAGGAAGUUAUAGCAUAUUUACAGUUACGCUGUGCUUAGUAACAAAUGAGUUACAGGCUGAAUUAGCCUCAACCUAGAUUCGACAGCAGCUUGAAAAAUUGAAGCCUCUUUUACCAAGUAGGUCUCUGGCGUCAAAAGUCUGUAGUCUAUGUAAAGUUACGCACGUUUACCCGUGCAUUAUAAGUCGAAAGAGUCGGGGCUUAAACAAUUUGAGUUCUAUUAGAAGUUUUACUGAUCGCUAAGCUCCGUCUGAGUUGUACCAAGAACGAGCAGUGUCCAAAAGCAUCGCUAAAUGAAACAAUUCGUUAUCGCUACCUAGCAAAACGUUUACAACGCUCGUUCGUUUACAUGUCCAAAUGCACGUUUUCUCUAAUCUAAUUGGUGUCACGUUAUGUGAAUCACUUUCUGAUGUUCUUGAACAACAUUGGCCGCGGUUAAAAGGUAAAAAACCCGGGGCACUUCGCCGACCAAAUAAAGACUUAAAAGAAAACAAGACGUUUCGGCUCCCACACGGGAGCCUUGUUCACAUUGGCCGCUGCUUUAAAUCUGGAAACAACUAAGAUUAUAUACAGCAGUGCUUUCGUGAUCGUGUUAGCAGUCAUUAAGAGUAAUUGUGGAUUAAGGCUCUGGAAGCUUCGCUGCAUUGCAGCACCUCUCCUGGCUUCCAACCGCUGAUUUAUAUGUAAUCCUGCUAGCUCCGUAUUUCUGGCGACGAAAAGCAAAAAAAAAAAAAAAACAAAUAUGCUUCACUUUCUUUCCACAGCUUUAUUUUCAUUACGGCACACGCGCUUGAAGUAUAGCAACUUCAAAACGAGGCCCGAACAUCGCCUUGGUGCGUGUUAUCGUUCCCCUUAGCUGUCGUCUCGGUGUGUGUUCGUGCGUGUCCAAAAAUACUCGAGCUGUAGAUGUUACGUUUCCAAGGUGUGCGGCGUGUUGAAAUGCGGAGCCCCGAGAAGCGACAAACGGCAACCGCCCGACCACUUGCGUGCACACGAAGCUGGCUGUGGCGCCGUUCUUCGUGGCAGGCACAGCCGCUGCAACAGCAGAACGACGCGAUUCUCUGGUGCGCAGAUUCGCUGCGCGAGCAAUGUAAUUCAGUUAGCGAUCUGAACAGCGCUGCUUCUCGUCCCGUCGGCUGUGGCCGCUUGUCGCUUUUUUCGGGCUGCGCGUCCCGUAGUCGACAAACGUGUCUCGAGUCGUUGUGCCCAGUAGUCGCGUCGUGUAGUGUGUGUACGGUGUCAUAGGAUCAUCAUAGCCAGACGAUGUCCAUGAGAUCCACCUGCCUAAGCACAAAGCGGAGGAGCUGGUCCGGGUGCUCCAAACUUGCAGCUCCUCUGGCAGCACGGUACGCCCCGGCUGCGCAGAACAAUUCCGGUGUGUUGCACUUAGUUAUCUCUUAUACAUCAGCACCCAGUCGAGUCUUGUAGCGCGCCUCAAAACGUCAGUGCUUCUAUACUCCUGCUGCUGCCUCAACGGCAGGCCUCGUGGAACAACCAGCAGCACAAGGUUGACAACUUCACAGCGCAUGUAUAUGGCACCAUGUACUCUUCUGUGUAACGAAGCUUCCAUAAAGAGAGUUUUCCGAAAAGUGA